Molecule: messenger RNA, 1792 nt
Organism: Dalotia coriaria
Lineage: Eukaryota; Metazoa; Arthropoda; Insecta; Coleoptera; Staphylinidae
Product: nuclear receptor-binding factor 2
Exons: 3
Coding region: 100-993 (297 amino acids)
Biological process (GO): autophagy
Source: RefSeq, a predicted model, not a curated record
UGGCGCUAUAGAUCCACAUGUCCAAUUUCCACUUUCACACUUUUUUUUAUUUCAGGUUAUGAUCAGUAAUCUACAUUACAUCAAUUUAUUUAUUUAUACAUGUACAUUAUCUUAUUAACUUCGCCUUUUGUUUGUACAAAGUACAUAGUUUUGAUAGAAAAAGAACAAAAGAAAAUAUUAACUGUUACGAUAAAUAUGGAAAAUUCUGCUCUUAAUAAGGCUCAUCAACAACACCGUCUUGCUGAUAAGCAUUUACGUUAUCACCGCUAUUCAGAAGCAAUAUGUUGCCAUUUAAAUGCUGUUGAACUCUUGAGUGAUGCAUUGAUGUGUACAGAAAAUCCACGCUCACUAGAGUCAAUAAAAUUACAAAUUGAUUUUCAUAAAAGACAAAAAAAUAUAAUUAAUCUUAAAAAAGAACAGCAUGAACAAUACAAAAUGGCAUUUGAAAAUAAAUUUUGCACUUUUAGUGAAUCAGGUUGUGAUGAUAAUGAAGGAAAUUUGAUAAUGGAUGCAAUAUAUCAAACAAUGGAAGAAACUGACUCCUUAAUUGAGUUAAUUCAACACCAGACACAUCAAUCUGAACUGCAAAGUUUACAGGUUGACACUGCUCAUACAGAGAAGAUUAAGGAAAAUAAUCAAAUGCAAACCAGCGCCUCAGUUGUGAGACAUCCUAAAGAUGACAAAACUGUAAUCGAAGAAUUUAAAAUUCUUAAUAAGCAAUUAUAUUUGCUUAUUUCUAAGUUAGUAAAUCAGUUGGAAAGCAGUAAGAAGGAGAACCAAGCAUUGAAACAGCGUUUAAAUCAGUUUGAAUACGAAAAAGCUCAAAAUAACCAAAACCAAUUCAAUCACUUAAAAAUUGUGGCUGACUCAUCAGGUGGCACUUCUCCAUAUGUGUUUUCUCCAUGCAGUGAUCUUUCCUCGGAAGUUCAAGAACAAAAUGAAUUACUUUCAAUUCAAAAUAGUAACUCUACUACUCAAGAUUUUGAAAACUGACUGACACAUGUGCAGCCAAUUCUAAAUGGUGCAAAUGAGUGUCACGUCCACAUUGGAUGUGGAAUGAAGUAAUUUUAAUAAUGUAAACAUGUUCAUGUUUUAUUAUUUAGGGAUGUGAAAUAAUAAUGAUAAUGUUGAUGUUGAUUCCUCAUGGAUGAAACAUAACGAAAAAUAACUUAAUGUUAACAGAAUUAUCGUAAUAUUCUGCUUCUAUUGCCUCAAAUUUUUAAAAUAUUAUAAUGGGAUUAUUUGUUGAGUACUGUUCUAUUAAGGGGUAAUUGUCAGAUUCAAAAAAUAAGAGUAUAAGAGUGUAAAAUAAGUGUGCAGUGUGAGAUUCUCAGUUAUCUUACAUACACAAUGGAAUUUCUGAUUAUACUUAAAGGAAAACAGAGCAUUUCAUUGGCAUAUACAAUCGAUACAAUCUUACUUUAGAAAAAACAUAAUAUGUUGAUUUAAGGAUACUAAGUCAUUAUAAAGUUUAACUGAGUUUUAUUUAGUAUAUUAACAAUUAACGCCGGCGCCUAAUUUAUAUGCACUACUACAAGCUACAAAUCUAUGGUCUAUGCGUUAUGAUUUGCAUAAAUAUUAUUGUAAGCUUAAGUUCAUGUUAUUGUGCAUGGCUGGUAGGUAUGUUACACUGGGAAUCGUUUUUUGGUUCUUGUAAUAAAUGAUUUUAAAGAAAAUCAUGUUACAAUAGUGUAAAACAUAAAUAGAACUUAAUGAAAAAUGAGAUGUUACGUAAAUGUGUAUCUCUUAUAAACAUGAAAAAAAAUACAAUAUACCGAACAUAUUUUCUUAA